UGGGGUGCUUUGGCUGCAAACCUUCCGUCAAGCAGCUUAGGUUUACAUCAGACGCCGAAAGAAAUAACUGGACUUAAUUUUUUAGUUUAUUUUUAACACAUUGUCUCACUUUACUGUCUCGGUGAUGUUUGAAUGGAUCGUUAGCAGCCUGAGUUCUUUUUUCGUGCCCCCUUCUUCCCGCCCUACAGUGAGCCGACCUUCAGCCAAUUCGAGGAACAGCUCUUCAGUUCAAGCAUCGGUUUUGGCAAGACAGCGCACGCCCACCGAGGCGGUCAGUCCGAUCAAGAGGAACUACCGAAGCAUUCAGACAUCUAGUGAUGAUGAAGAGUGGAUUGAGAGCAAACGACCUCGUCUAGAUGCUAUUUUUGACUUUGUUAAAAGAGCUGUUGGUGUCUUUGGUUUUUACAAAUCUUUGCCAUCUCCACAAACAGAUUGUCAGGCUACAACGACACAUGUAUUUGAAGUGAGAGAAUGUGACAGCUGCAAAAAAAGCAGGAUUGGCAGAAUGGACCUAAAGACUGAAAUAUGUGCAGCAGGUAUUAUCAAAGAAGCAGGAAAAUCUUGCUUAAGUCACCAGACCCAGGCAGCAGCAUCUUUUAUAAAGCAGAGGGUGGCAGGAUCGGAAAAUUGUUCAGUUAAGCAAAAAUUCAGCGAAUUAAAGGAUUCCUAUAAUAGAUUUCUUCCAUCUACACAGUCUUCGGGUGGCACUGUACUGUCUAACACAUCCAGCUCAACAAGAAGCCCGAAUUCACUCUGUUUAUCACUAAACGAGGGUUUUCCUGAGCGUGAUCAAGAACAAUACUGGAAUCUUUUGGAGCUGGUUUCUGAGGAAUACCUUAAACAGAGCAAGAAAACAACGUUGCUUAGUAGGCCUAAGACAUGCAUGUCGUCUUGUUGCCAGCCAGUGUAUUACAAACCACUUUUGAAAAAAACAACUUGUACAAACACUAUAGCACAAUCUGUACAUGUUAAAGCUACCUCCACUGCUUCAGAGCCUGGUGAUAUUUGCGUUUCAAGACCAGUAGCACAUAGAAAAAUUGAUGGUCAUUACCAAAGUAUAUUUGAGCAUGUUUCAGAAAAUAAGCCAGGAUGUGAAGAACUCAUUGGAGGAAAGAGACAACCUGAAGAUGUGGAUCUUUCUGCUGAGGUUGAAGCACGCUUACGUUUAGUGGAUAGAGAAGCAGAUGAUACAGUUAGAAAGUCUUUUUUGGAUACAUCAGUAUCAUCAAAAGCGAUUAAAGCUACAGAGGAGUUCCCAAAACUAACAAAGGAUAUGGAAGAUGAAGUUCAUAAAGCUUUGAGUCACAGUAAUCCUGAUGAAGUUCUCAGCAGUGCCUUCAAACAAAGAAUAACUUGCAGAGACCUUCAGACCUUGGGUCAUCAGAAGUGGCUGAACGAUGAGGUGAUAAACUUCUAUAUGAACCUCUUGAUAACUCGCAGUGAACAAGAAGGUGGACUGAAAGUCUAUGCUUUCAAUACUUUCUUCUUUCCCAAACUCUGUGCUGGGGGUUACCAGGCUGUAAGAAGGUGGACCAAAGGAAUGGAUAUUUUUGAGAAAGAUAUCAUCUUUGUGCCUCUUCACUUGGGUGUACACUGGUGUUUAGCUGUAGUAGAUUUCAGAGUCAAAGAAGUAAAAUACUAUGACUCAACAUACAGAAAAAAUGAUGACAUCUGUUGGAUUUUAUUGCAUUACUUGAAAGAAGAAUAUAAAGUCAAGAAAAAGGAAGACCUGCACAUUUACAAAUGGACUGUGACUAGUGCAAAACCAGGCGAGGUUCCCCAACAGAUGAACGGCAGUGACUGUGGUGUUUUUGCUUGCAAAUACGCCGAUUACAUAGCAAGAGAUAAGCCCAUAAACUUUACACAGAAAAACAUGCCUUAUUUCCGAAGGAGAAUGGUGUGGGAAAUUCUAAAUCAGAAGCUACUGUAAUAGACUGAGCAGUCCGAAGACUGCACUGGACUGCAACACAAAUACCUCAGCCUUUAUACUGAAUUAACUAUUCAAUCCCUACUUGGACUUUUUUUAGUCUAAAUAACACAAUUUGCUUCUUUUUUUGGUUGGUAUCUCUAGGCAACAAACCUUACAGUAUUGAAAAAAAUGUUUUUUAAAGUUCAAGAGAUUUGCUGCUCUAUGAAUUGUUUUUCCUGUACAUAAACAAGCAUGGUAGGAAAUAAAACUGUUUGUGUGUGUAUAUAGUAUUUAUCUACCCGUGUGAAAAAUGCAACUUAAAUAAAUGUUUCAUUUUUGUUGCAUCAUAUUUGAACGAAAGAUUACAUUAAUCUGUUAGUAAACUUUAUACUGUUACCAAGGACAGGAAUUCUGGGACUUUUAUAACCUUGCUAUUCACUACUUAAUAUGCAUUUGCAAAUGAUACGUUUGCAUUGCACUCUGUGGCAGUCUAUAGAGGUUAAUAUCUUUUUAAUAAAAAGAUAUUCAAACACUGUUCUGUCCAAGCAGCCAUGUUGAUAACGAUAAAAGUAAAAAUAAUGGCUUGGUUUGUUUAUAUAAGUGACCUAUUUACAAAAAUGUAAAUGUGUACAAGUUUAUAAAAAAUAAACUGGAAGAAACUGGAAUAA
Molecule: messenger RNA, 2577 nt
Organism: Erpetoichthys calabaricus (reedfish)
Lineage: Eukaryota; Metazoa; Chordata; Cladistia; Polypteriformes; Polypteridae
Gene: senp2
Product: SUMO specific peptidase 2
Exons: 17
Coding region: 125-1930 (601 amino acids)
Biological process (GO): protein desumoylation
Cellular component (GO): nucleus
Molecular function (GO): deSUMOylase activity
Source: RefSeq, a predicted model, not a curated record